UUCAGAAACAGUCCUCACAGUGGCAGAAGUGAGCAAACCUGCAACAAAUCCAAAUGACUGACCUAAUAUAUGAUGCUGAAUGGAUCACAAAUACAACGUUUUAUGAUUACACCCCAAUGGAAACUAAUUAUUGUUUAAUGGAUGAGACCUCCAGAUUCAGCGCUACAUUUACUUGCAUCCUUUAUUCUCUGAUCUUCUUCUUCAGCCUGCUAGGAAACAGCCUAGUCUUGUGGAUUGUAAUGAAAUAUGAAAAUCUCAAGUCCUUAACAAACCUCUUCAUCCUGAAUCUUUGCAUCACUGACUUGACCUUCUCAUGCACUCUGCCUUUCUGGAUUGCAUAUCAUUAUUAUGGAUGGAUUUUUGGUGGCUUUCUCUGCAAGGCUGUGAGUGCUGUCUUUUCUAUCAGCUACUAUGGUGGUGUCAUCUUUCUCACCAUCAUGACUAUCCUGCGGUACCUGGCUGUAGUUGAUCCCUUAUCAACAAUGAGAACACAGACAAAAAAAUGUGGCAUGCUGGUAAGCUUGGCCAUUUGGAGCAGCAGUGUAAUGGUUGCGGUACCUGAGAUCAUUUUUAUCCAAGUCAUAAUUGAUACUGAUGGCAAACAGCGCUGUGAGUACCAAGAGUCAUUCACCUGGAAGCUGGUAGAGAUGAGCGUGCAAAUAACAUUUUUCCUCCUAUCUUUUCUUAUCAUUGUAGCUUGUUAUAUUGGUAUGCUUAAGAUUCUGCUUAGAUCAAGGUCUCAAAGGAGGCACAGAACUGUGAGACUCAUAUUUGCCAUUGUGGUGGUCUUUUUCUUGAGUUGGGCCCCUUACAACGUGCUUAACUUUGUGUACGUUUUGUCUCUUCAGCAUGUCAUCAAACCGGAAUGUCAAACCCGCAAUCACAUCUUCUUUGCUUUUGACAUCAGCCGCAAAAUAGCAUACUGUCACUGCUGUAUCAACCCAAUUCUCUAUGUCUUUGUUGGAGUGAAAUUCAGAAGAUACCUGAAACUCUUGUGUGAGCAGUUCUCCCCUUACCAUGGAAGAAUCCCUCCCUCUAGCCCAAGAAUGCGUUUGUCACAUUUGGGUCCAUAUGAUGAUGCAUCCAUAUACUGAAGCAAAGAUUCCUGGACAGGAUGAGGCAGAAAACAGGGCAACCAACAUGAGAAGCUAAAUGGAAUAACUGAGAAGCUCUUCAGAUACACAAAGUGCAUUCUCAAGCUGCUCAACCCACAUCCUUGCCUCCAAGGAUUUUUGAUUUUAUAGUAAUUUUAUUCUGACAAUAUUCUGCAAGCUACUUGCAAUGCUUUUCAUGUAUAUAAAAUGGGGUAUAAAUAUUCUACAUUUAUAAAAUCCUAAUUUUAGCAUUCUUCUACAGGAGGGUGGGGAUGUAACAUAGAAUCUCAGAGUUGGAGAUGAUGUAGAUCAAUCCUCUGCUCAGUACACAAAUCCAGAGUGGAAGUUUCUUCUCAAAAAGUGCUUCCCAAGCUUCUGUUUGAAGACUCCCAGCAAAUGAAAAGCGCUUCAUGUCAAAUUGCUGUUCAUAUUAUAAAAUCUCUCUUCCUGUUUUCUUUAGAGUUUUUCUCCCUUUCCAGCGAAAAAGAUUUUUCCAGAUAGAGGAUCAGAUGUUCACUGUUGUUUCAGACUUUGUUUUUCAAAUUAGAAAUGAAAGGUGUAUUCUGUUUUAGGUAAUGCCAAGAAAUGUUUUUGUUUUUAAGUUAAUAAAAUGGUGUUCUAAUCUCUGCAAUCUUAUAAUGAUGUACAAAUCAAAAUAUGGUUAUGUAGAACUUGGCCUGCCAACAUUAUUUGAAAUGUAUGU
This is a messenger RNA of Candoia aspera, 1797 nucleotides long. It is a transcript of the gene XCR1, whose product is annotated as X-C motif chemokine receptor 1. Bases 54 to 1094 code for a protein of 346 amino acids. Gene Ontology annotation, biological process: G protein-coupled receptor signaling pathway; positive regulation of cytosolic calcium ion concentration; cell chemotaxis. Gene Ontology annotation, cellular component: membrane; external side of plasma membrane. NCBI's taxonomy places the organism in Eukaryota, Metazoa, Chordata, Lepidosauria, Squamata, Candoiidae. Gene Ontology annotation, molecular function: C-C chemokine binding; C-C chemokine receptor activity. The transcript has a single exon. The record is from RefSeq and is a predicted model, not a curated record.